This is a messenger RNA of Symbiodinium sp. CCMP2592, 900 nucleotides long. The record is from the annotation of a GenBank genome assembly. NCBI's taxonomy places the organism in Eukaryota, Dinophyceae, Suessiales, Symbiodiniaceae.
AUGCCGGGCCCGCCGUCGGAUAAUCUGUUCGUGUCGGGGCUCCCGACGGACUGCACCUUGGAGCAGGUGAAGGCAGUUUUCAGCCAGUAUGGUACCGUCAAAGAAGCCAAGGUUCUCCCGGUCUCACCUGGCAAGACAACGGCGGCGGCCUUCGUGAACAUGGGCAGCGUGGCCGAAGCUACCUGGAUCCUCGAGAACGUGAGUGGCAACGUUCCGCAAAAUCUCACCAGUCCGGUGAACAUCUCCUACGCCUUGCCUAAGGCAGAGAAGGGCUUCGGUAAGGGGAAAGGCAUGAUGGACGUCAUGUCGAUGAUGAUGGGCUUUGGAGGGGAUGGCGGAGGUUGGGGCGGUGGUGGCGGCUGGGACAGCAGCGGCUGGGACAGCGGCUACGACAAGGGCAAGGGCAAGGGCUGGGAUAGUGGUGGCAAGGGCGGCAAGGGCUGGGAUAGCGGCAAGGGCUGGGAUAGCGGUGGCAAGGGCUGGGAUAGUGGCGGCAAGGGCUGGGAUAGCGGCAGCAAGGGCUGGGAUAGUGGCGGCAAGGGCUGGGACAGCAGCGGCGGCAAGGGCUGGGACAGUGGCGGCUGGGGCAAGGCAGGAGGAAAAGGUAAGGUUGCUCCUGAUCCAAUCGCUGCGGUAGCCAAAUUUGCUCAGGAAUCCUGGGAGAAGAAGGGCGGCAAGGGCAAGGAUGCCACGACUACGAGCGGAAGCCCUUGGACGGUCACGAAGGUCGGUAGUGGCAAAGGUGUCAUGGACGUUUGUGCUCACGGAACCAGAUGCGUUUCCUACCAAUCAGCAUCCGCUGCGCGGAUGAGGGGUGUGUCUGUGCUGGACGCGAGAGCCAGCCGGCGGGAGCAUUUGGAGCGGUUCGCUUGCAUUUACCCAAUGCAACUGGGCAAGUAA